Messenger RNA from Beauveria bassiana ARSEF 2860, 1140 nucleotides. RefSeq names its product glycosyl hydrolase family 16. Gene Ontology annotation, biological process: carbohydrate metabolic process; fungal-type cell wall organization. The transcript is spliced from 2 exons. Gene Ontology annotation, molecular function: glycosyltransferase activity; hydrolase activity, hydrolyzing O-glycosyl compounds. NCBI's taxonomy places the organism in Eukaryota, Fungi, Ascomycota, Sordariomycetes, Hypocreales, Cordycipitaceae. The record is from RefSeq and is a predicted model, not a curated record. Bases 1 to 1140 code for a protein of 379 amino acids. Gene Ontology annotation, cellular component: fungal-type cell wall.
AUGAGAAUACCGUUUCGGAUAGCAGCAGGAGCUUCACUCCUCGCGAUCACGGCCGCGCAAACAUGGAGCAAAUGCAAUCCGCUGCACCAAACAUCAUGCCCGCCCAACACAGCCCUCGGCAUGUCCAUUGACAUUGAUUUCAGCAAAGGCUCCGUCAACUCGUUUGAGGCGCAAGGAGUCCCGGCAUACGGCUCCGACGGCGCCUCCUUCACCGUGGCCGCGAGCGGCGACGCGCCGCAGCUCAACUCGCUCUUUUACAUCAUGUUUGGGCACGUCGAAAUCGUCAUGAAGGCCGCGCCCGGCGCCGGCAUCGUGUCCUCGGUCGUGCUCGAGUCCGACGACCUCGACGAGAUUGACAUGGAGUGGCUCGGCAGCAACCCCGACGAGAUGCAAUCCAACUACUUUGGCAAGGGCCUCACCACCGACUACAACCGCGGCCAGUUUCACGCCGUCAAGGGCACGCAGGCCGGCUGGAUCACCUACGCUAUAGACUGGACUAAGGACCGCAUCGUCUGGACCGUCGACGGCAAGGCCGUCCGCGAGCUCAAGCAGCAGGACGCCGAGGCCAACCAGUACCCGCAGACGCCCAUGCAGCUCAAGUUUGGCGCCUGGGCUGGCGGCGACGCCGCCCGCAACCCGCCCGGCACCGUCCAGUGGGCGCGCGGGCCGACCGACUUCUCCAAGGGGCCCUUUGCCAUGGCCGUCAAGUCGCUCCGCGUCACCGACUACUCCACCGGCAAGCAGUACCGAUACAAGGACACCUCGGGCUCCUGGGAGUCCAUCGAGGCCGUCGACGGCCAGGUCAACGGCAACGCCGGCGGCCAAAAGAACAUUCCCACCGUCACCGCCACCGGCGCCCUUACCCCUCCUACCCCCGCCACCACGGCCGGUCCCGGUGUGCCCGUCGGCGGCUUGGGCAAGGACGGCAGCCCCGCCACAAAGACCCAGACCGGCUGGCCCUGGGUCGGCACCAACCCGCCCACUGGCGGCAGCAUCCCCAGCGGCUGGUACAUGACCCCCGCGGGCAAGAUUCUGCGCUCCUCGGCCGCCGCCACGCUCCUCGCGCCCUCGCUGCUGCUGUCGGCCGUCUCGGCCUCUGUGGUGGUCGGCGCCGCCAUUCUCAUGGGCAGAGCGUUGUGA